Messenger RNA from Mytilus trossulus (common blue mussel), 2238 nucleotides. Its product is annotated as leucine-rich repeat and WD repeat-containing protein 1-like. Lineage: Eukaryota; Metazoa; Mollusca; Bivalvia; Mytilida; Mytilidae. Gene Ontology annotation, molecular function: protein binding; chromatin binding. The coding region runs from base 184 to 2223 and encodes 679 amino acids. The transcript has 16 exons. Gene Ontology annotation, cellular component: nuclear origin of replication recognition complex. Gene Ontology annotation, biological process: chromatin organization; establishment of protein localization to chromatin. The record is from RefSeq and is a predicted model, not a curated record.
CGCUAAUUAGGGAGACCGUGGGUUUCAGAUAUAAUUCUUUUCACUUCCGUUUGUUGAAUUUGGCGGGAAUUUUCACAUGUGUUUGUUUACAUUGUUUGUUUUCGGACAGAUUUAUGGCUGAUUAGAAUGAGGACAGUUGAUUAACAAAGAAUAUUGAAAUAGGAUAACAGAAUUAAAAUCAGAAUGAAGAUAACAGAAGAUUUAGUGAAAAGUUUGUGUAAUAAAUCAUCUCUCAGAGCAGUCCAGAGUUUAAAUCUUUCAGACAAAGAGAUAAAUGGAAGCUUGGAUUGUACAGUAUUAGAGCAGUUAGCGAACCUGUCAGUGUUAGACAUAUCACAAAACAGUAUAACCGAUAUCCCAGAAUCCUUCAGUCUACAGCGACUAGAGACCCUCGAUUGCAGCUUCAACAAUAUAAAAUCUUUAAAAUUUAUUCAGAACUUUAAGAAUUGUACACAACUUUACUUGGAUGGAAAUGAUGAUAUUCAGCUGAUAGAUAAAGUCAAAGCAUUCAGGAUGAAUCCAUCCAUACAUUUUGUUGAUGAAAUACGUAGAGCUACUGUGGAAAACUUCAAGGAGAAAUUUGAAGUCAUGGUGAAGAGUAAAUGGGAAGUCUUGUUUGCUGCCAAGUAUGCAGAAGGAUUCAGUGAUGAUCAAUUUGAACAUGUUCUCCAGGAGUUUUAUACAUCUUUAACCUCUGACCUUUUGUUUAAAAAUAUUACUGAAGAAACUGAAUGGGCAAUUCUUAAAGACAUUGCUUCAGAGAUUGUUGAGAAAGCCCAAGAUAAAUCACUUUUCACUGAAUCCAAUAUGUCUAGAGGUACACCACGAAGUGCUCGUCUAAAUCAUAAAUGGUUGAACAGAAAUGACUCAGGACCUUCAACCCCAUCAACACCAGAAUCCAGUGGACAGAAAGAUUUAAUGAGGGUAAAACCGUUAACUCCGAAAAGUGGGACAAGUACACCAAGACCAUCUUUAAAACGAGGAAGAGAAAGUACCCCAACUAGUUCACCUAAAGGUCAACCUGCAAAAAGGGCAAGGGAUACACCUCUAUCAACACCAACAAGAAGGCCAACAGUUUUCACAUCCAUAAAAAGCACUGACGAACAGAAAACAGCACGUUUGCCAUCUGUUGGUGAUUUUGACCCAGCCUACUUCAUCAGAUGUCACUCAACAAAUAAUGAUCCCAAUGACAAUCAGACAAAAGUUUGGAGAUGUGCUUUUAAACCAACUAAUAAAGAUAAAGGUAGCCGACUUUUAGCCACAUGUGGAGGUCAAAAUGUGUGUCUAAUAGAUUGUCAGACUGGUAUUGUGAUGAAGAGAUACAAAGACAGUAGUAAAGAGGAGGACUUUUAUGCCUUAGCUUGGUCAACAAUACCAUACAAGACUGGUAGUAAAGAAGGAAAAAUCAAUAUAUUGGCAGUCGCAGGAAAUAAUGGUUUUAUAAAACUUAUCCAUCCUUCCCAAUUUGUGAUGUAUGCUACGAUGGAAGGUCACCAUGACUACAUCAGCUGUUUGUUGUUUCACCCAGAAGAACCGACACAUCUGUUUAGUGGAUCAAAAGACAGAAAAAUAAUACUAUGGGAUGUUGGUGUUCCAGAUUUCACAGAUUAUACCACAAAUUACAAGAAGUUGAUGGUGUUAAAUACAGCCCAUACAGAUGCCUUGAAUUUGGUGUUUAGUAUAAAGAGUCAGAUGCUGAUAGCUGGAUGUGAAAAAUCAUGUUACGGAUGGAGAUUUAAUAACAAGAAAAGUGUAUCAAGGGAUCCUAACUUUGAGUUUCUGAUACCCAGUACAAUGUCCGAUAUUGAAUCAGGGGACAGUGAUGAUGUGGAAGUAGUAGAUGGCCUGGCAUUGUUACCUAAUGAUUACAUCGCAGCCAAAUGUAAUGGUUCAGGUCACAUGGUCAUCUGGAAUCUCCAUGACAACCUACCUGUCAAGGUUAUUAAGGGGACAAAAACAGUAGAGGUCAAAGUAUCAGCAUUAUUACAGUAUACCAGAACAUCUGUGGACUAUAUCAACCUCGGUUCAGCCUCAGGUAAUAUAACAGCCCGUGAUCAUCAGAAAAUAGAUAAGGGAAGACUAUAUCAACCUUGGUUCAACCUCAGGUAUGCUUACAGCUGGAGACGACAAGGGGUCAUUGUUUGUCUACCAGAUGGAUGCAUUCACCAAAAAACACAAGGCCUCAUCAGAUCAAAUUUUAGGCUAUUCCAUGGUAAGUUCUGAUAGCAGAUAAUAGUU